AUCUUUUAUUUAAAUACUUCAGCAAUGUGCUUCUACUUUGUAUUUUGGGAGGGAGAUGUCCUAAUCAAACAGAUGCAGUACAGUCACACCUCCACAUUCAUUAAGGUUAGGGACACAGGAUCUCUGAAGGUAAAAAGCCACAAAUAAAAAAUGCUUUUUUAAAACCUGAGAGAACAUCUCUAUAUGAAUUUCUAGGUCUUUCAGCAUGACUCUAUGGUCAGCUUUUACUGGAAGUUGACCUUGGAAUCACAACGGAGUACAGUACCUAAAAAUCCCUAGAGAAAUAUUCUCUCUAUAAAUCUCUAGGUCCUUUGGUAUGACUAUAGGAAGUUGACCAGAGAGUCACACUGUUACACCUAGAUAUUUCAAUAGAGAACAUUUUGAAUCAAAUCCUUAAGUCAAAACUGCAAAAGUGGUGGCAUGGCUGUAUACCAUUGCUACAUCUGAGACAUUCUCCCGUGUUUUGAAGUAGGAGUGGGCAACUUUUUUCUGUUGAAGGUUGUGAUUGGGAGUCACUUUUCAGAGGCUGCAUGCUCAUGGUAGGCAAUGGAUUGAGAUAAAGUGUUUCUGCCACACCGUUCUUCCUUAUUCUCUUGCAGUAGGAGAAGAACUGGUUAUUUGUGUCAUCUCUUUCAAGGAGCUUUUAAACAUUACUGUAGUUACUUGAGUCUAGUGCACCAUAGAAUCUAAUGAGCACCUCAAAUUUGAAAAGCCUGAAACAAAAAAAGGACUUGAUGGUGAAUGUAAUGUGCCCCUCAUCCUUGUUUGUACUGUUGGACAGUGGUGACAACCAAUCCAUCACUGGAAGUUACUCCAUAGCCUUCUGGAUAACAUAGUAUUUCCUAUCCUCCACAUCUUUCCACCUCCUGCCCUGCCCCCUAUCCCCUUGCCUCCUGUCCCAUUGGCAAACACUGACUGGCCUGAGGGAAAAAAGAGGGAGAAGUGGGACAGGUAAGACUACAUUACUUGGCAGGUUUCUGUUCUGCUUCUUCCUCUUUUUCCCCCUAAGCCAGCCAGUGCCAGCCAGCAUCCGCCAAAGGGACAGGAGCUGAGGAAUGCUGCCACUGCCCAAUGGAGCAAACAAAGAAGAGGAGGGCAAUGGGGUAUUUCAGAGGUACCAAAGAGUCCAAGGAAUCAAGGGAGGAAGGCCACCAACUUCUAGCACCAUUGAAUUUAUUGUGCACCGUCCUGGCGACAUAAUUUAGUUAAAAACUGCAUGCAUCAGACUCAAUCAAAUACGGAAAAAAUGUGUUUUAAUAUAAAUCAAUUUUCUGCUUCAAAUACAAGUUUUGAAAACACCCAGAAUUCCUCCAUCGCUUCUAUCAACAAAUCAACCAAAAGUGGCUAUACGCCACUUGAGCUCCAGUUCCUAGAAAUGAAAAAUCAAUAUAAGGAUGCUAUUUUGUGUGUUGAAUGCGGUUAUAAAUACAGAUUUUUUGGCGAAGAUGCAGAGAUUGCUGCUAAAGAACUGAACAUCUACUGUCAUAAGAACCACAACUUUAUGAGUGCCAGCAUACCAACUCAUAGAUUAUUUGUUCAUGUUCGGCGUCUAGUAGCAAAAGGAUAUAAGGUAGGAGUUGUUAAACAAAUAGAAACAGCUGCUUUGAAGGCUGCUGGAGAGAACAGAAGCUCUCUCUUUGCCCGAAAAUUAACAGCAUUGUAUACAAAAUCUACAAUUCUAGGGGAAGAUGUGAAUCCUCUGCUGAAACUCAAUAAUCUUGAGGAUGCUGAGGAAAUACCAUCUGAUGUCUGUGAUAAUUAUCUCCUUUGUAUUUCUGAAAGCAAAGAAAAUAUAAGGGAUAAGAAUCAUGAUGUUCACAUAGGCAUGGUGGCUGUUCAGCCUACUACAGGAGAAGUUAUUUUUGACAGUUUUCGGGAUUCUGCAGCUCGUUUAGAGCUGGAAAGUUUAAUUUUACGCCUGCAGCCUGUUGAGAUUAUUCUUCCCAAAGAUGUGUCUGAUCAAACUGAAAAAAUUAUCAGUGCUGUCACUUCUUUAAGGGUGCAGGAUGAUAGAAUUCGAAUAGAGAGGAUGGAAAAUGAGCUUUUUGAGAACAGCAGUGCUUUCCAGCUGAUAACGGAUUUCUAUAGCAAUCAAAUGCUUGAUAGUACAGGCUCCCAUGCUCUGUCAGUACUUGUAAAGUUGGAUAAGACAGUUCUAUGCUCAUUGGCUGCAGUAAUUGUGUAUCUUAAACAAUUUAAUUUGGAAAGGAUACUCUACAACCCUAGUAAUUUUAAGAUGCUAUCAAGUGAACCUGAAUACAUGGCACUUAAUGGAAUCACAUUAAAGAAUCUCGAAAUCUUACAGAAUCAAAGUGAUAUGAAAAGACACGGUAGCCUGUUCUGGAUCCUGGAUCAUACAAAAACCUCAUUUGGAAGACGAAGGCUAAAGAAAUGGGUGACACAACCACUCUUGAAAUCAAGUAAAAUUAAUUCCCGACUUGAUGCGGUAUCUGAGGUCCUCAUGUCUGAAUCAAGUGUCCUUAAUCAAAUCAAGGCUCUUCUGCACAAAAUGCCAGAUGUUGAGAGAGGAAUCUGCAGCAUUUAUCACAAAAAGUGUUCCACUCAAGAGUUCUUUCUAAUAGUUAGCACACUCUCUCAAUUAGAAGCUUCAAUCACAGCACUGGCUCCAGCUAUAGAAGCUCAGGUGCAAGCAACAUUAUUGCGUAAGAAUCUCUUGGAAAUUCCUGAUUUGCUUUCUUCAGUGAAAAAAUAUUUAAGCAUACUUAAUGAAGAAGCAGCAAAAUCUGGAGACAAAACCAAACUGUUCAAGGAUCUUCAAGAUUUUCCUUUAAUAAGGACAAGGAAGGAUGAGAUUCAGGCAGUACUCUCUCAAAUCCAGACACAUCUUCAGGAUAUACGAAAAAUACUGAAAUGUUCCUUUGCUGGUUAUGUAACAGUAUCAGGACAAGAGUUUCAGGUUGAAGUUAAGAAUUCACUUGUGUUUUCUGUACCAUCUGACUGGAUUCAAGUUAGCAGCACAAAAGCUGUCAGCCGUUUUCACACUCCUUUUAUUGUAGAAAAUUACAGGCAUCUGAAUCAACUACGUGAGCAGCUAGUCCUUGACUGCAAUGUAGAGUGGCUACACUUCUUAGAUGAUUUCAGUGAUCAUUAUUAUUCAAUCUCUAAAGCGGUAGGUCACUUAGCAACCGUGGACUGCAUUUUUUCCUUGGCUGAGGUUGCCAAACAAGGAGACUAUUGCAGACCUGUAAUAAAAGAUGGAAGAUCAGAGAUAAUGAUAAAAAAUGGAAAGCAUCCAGUGAUAGAUGUGUUACUGGGAGAGCAAGAGCAAUAUGUUCCCAAUGAUACACACAUAGUAUGUGAUGGUCAGAGGGCAAUGAUAAUUACUGGCCCUAACAUGGGUGGAAAGAGUUCUUAUAUAAAGCAAGUUGCAUUGAUUACUUUGAUGGCACAGAUAGGUUCCUAUGUACCUGCUGAGGAAGUCAGAGUUGGAAUUGUGGAUGGCAUAUUUACCAGAAUGGGCGCCACAGAUAACAUAUUCAAAGGUCACAGUACUUUUAUGGAAGAACUGACAGAUACAGCUGACAUAAUUAGAAAAGCAACUUCACAUUCAUUAGUAAUUUUGGAUGAACUUGGGAGAGGAACCAGCACACAUGAUGGAAUAGCAAUUGCUUAUGCUACUUUAGAAUACUUCAUUAGAGAUGUGGGUUCACUGACACUGUUUGUCACCCAUUACCCUCCUUUAUGUGAAUUAGAAAGGGUUUACCCAAGACAAGUUGGAAACUAUCACAUGGCCUUUUUGGUGAAUGAAGAUGAUAGUGAGAAAAAAAGAGGAAUGAAAGAUGAAGAAAAUCCCGAAUUUGUCACUUUCUUGUAUCAAAUAAAAAAAGAAGUUGCUGCAAGAAGUUAUGGGCUAAAUGUUGCUAAACUGGCAGAUGUUCCUGAAGAAAUCCUUAAAAAAGCAGCUCACAAAUCAAAAGAGCUGGAAAGAUUUGUGGAUAUUAAAAGAAAAAGACUGUUGGCCUUUGCUGAAUUAUGGAAUAUUCACAGUGCUGGAGAACUGCAAAAAUGGAAAAAUAUGCGUGAAUCAGAUUAGAUACAACCCUAAAAUUUCUUCAGACUCUCCCAGAUGAAAAUGCAAAUAGCAUAGGAGGUUUAAAAUAACUGAUUAGACAAAGAAAGACUUGCAAACUGAAAUUUCAGAGCCCUUAAUGAAUAUAGUGGUGGACUUUACAUGGCUAACAUAAUCAGGGUUGUUUAAUUCAUAUAAACCAGCACCGGUUAUAAUUUAAGAAGCUAGUUGCUAGAGGACAAACUAGACAUCAGAAGUUUGUCUUGUGGGACAAACUAGAUAUCAGAAGAUCCACACCUUUUUAUUUUAUGGAAAAGUUUGUUUUUGAAAUGUAAUUACAAAAAGAAAAGACAAACCAAGCAACUCUACAAAUGGUUUUACAAAUAGCAACAAAAUUAAGUACCUGUUGAUUAGCCCUGAAAUCUGAACUCAGCUCAGUUUUCUCCACUUUCAGCUUUGUUUUCCUGGAUUUUUUUGUGUUCUAUCCAAUUUUUUACAUUUUGUUUUAUUGAUGGGGAGCUGAGGAAGUCCGUAUCACUAAAUAGGUCAUUGUAUGAAGUUUACCUUUUUUUUUUGUCCUUGCUGAAUUUGAAUCAUGAUCUGCUUAUGUAUAUUGUGCAGCUAUGUUACCGCACUGAGUAAGCUGACUUAGACAAAAUGCACAGCAUGUUCUGCAGAGUAGUGUGAAUGGGUAGGGUGAGCUUGCAGAGCAGGUAGUGAUAAUAGGAGAUGGCUGUUUCAUGAAACCCUUAGAAAAGGGCUGGACAAUUCUUCAGCGGAAGACUGGAGGAAUCUGGAUAUCGCAUCUGUACUCAUGAGGACAAGAAAUGUAGAUCAGCAUACGAUAUGGAUGAGCUCUACAUUGCCACACCAGACCUCUCCACUCUGACCCCUUUUGCCUUUUUGUUCUGAUACUUUCUUGCUUUCUCCUUCCUUCACAUGUCAUCCAGAAGAUCCAUGUUUAAAUUCUUAUUUUAUAAAAAAGGAAAUCAAAAUUGCUAUGGAGCUGAGGUACCUUUCAUCCCUUGAGAAAUGUUUAGUUGAAAUCAUUCUGAAGCGCAUUGGAGAGAAGUAUAUAGGUAUUCCAGAUGGCUCAUUAUUUGUUUUUCCCAUGGGACAAACAAUGAGAGAGGAUACUUUGGGAAAACAUAUGCAGAGUGUUAUGCCCAGAGUGGCUUUUAAUUUUGAAACAAAUGAAGAAGUCUGUCUUCUGGUGUCUCAUCUGUUUUGGUAGCCUGUAAUAUAACUACUGCAUUGGAAAAUCACUGAAUGAACCUUUUACAUGGGCUUUAAUAUCAGGGCUAUAAGAAGGUGUCGAAAAUUUUGUUGGAAGAAAUAAAUAGAAUGUAUUUUUCUUCUACCAGAAUUACCAAUCGUUCCUACCCUCUUAUAUUCUGAAAACUUUUUCUAAAGACUUGAAGAAAUGGUGGGUCAGGUUUUUGGUGCCAUGGAGUCCUGCAGAGGGGCAGAUGAGGGAGAAGAAGAGAAAUUAUGUCUUGAUUUUACUGAUGUUGAAAUGGAAGUGCAAAGUGAGAUCUGGUCCCAUUUUCCCAAACCUUGAGAAUUAUUUAAAUAUAAUAGACAUCUUUAACUCUAAUGUUUCAUUUUUAAUAUUCCUUCCUAAUGUCUAAUCAGUUUAUUCACUGAAAAUACAAGUAUUUUAUUAAAUGACCUCAUAUGAUGUUUCACAAAGGCAAUCCUUGUCUGUGUCUGCUCCAAAAACCUACUUAAUUAAAACACAUAUUUUGAAAGGUUUUUGCUGUUAGAUGAAGUUAACUGGAAUUAUUGAUGGAAAAAUCAUGAAAACCAUAUUCAUAAGUUAUAGGGAACUAGUCUUGUAUUGGAGAAAAGGUUAUUUAAAGACUACAUUUUGUUUCUGGAUCAGUUACAAUGACAGAAUAAUAAAUCAUGCUUUGAAUUAAUAUUUAUUAAGGUUUAUUUAUGAAGAAGAUGUUUAAAUUCAACUGUAUCAAGUCUAAGUAAAGAGUACAAGAAAGCCAAUUUUAACUAUUUACAGUUUAACUCAGGAAAAAUAAUUCAAAUGAUUUAAAACAUAUUAAAUCAUUUAAAGCAGGUUAGAAGUGCUUAAAACGAUGUUUAUGUACAGACUGGAUAAGAUAUUCAAAUCCCAAAUUGUUGUAAAAUAAUAUGAUAAUUCUAUUUGCCAUCUGUUCAGUUGUACAGAAGUGUAUUUUCAUACUUUAUGGAAUUAGAUUUAAUUUUUGAAAUAUGGGUACUGGUUGCUUGCCUCAUACAUGACUGUGGCAUUGUCAGCCUUGUGAUGAUAAUACUCCUGUGGUGACUGUGCCUCAGUAUUGCCACACUCUUCCCAAGUGUGUACAACUAUCAGGAUGCUCAGUGAAUUCAAUUUCUGACAUGAAAAAGGGUAUUCCUAAUAUAAUGGGCAAUUCCCCUAACUUUUUGCUCUCAUCUAGCUUCAGUGGUAAUAAGUGAUAUAUUGCCCAGGCAGCAGGUGUGGUUAUGCUAGAAAAAAAAUAAAAGUUUAUGAAAUACAA
This is a messenger RNA of Anolis sagrei ordinatus, 6546 nucleotides long. The record is from RefSeq and is a predicted model, not a curated record. NCBI's taxonomy places the organism in Eukaryota, Metazoa, Chordata, Lepidosauria, Squamata, Anolidae.